UACCUACAUCCUCUCUUGUUCUGGACCUUUGAACUGACUUUGAUAUGCUGCAAUUAGGGAUUGCUGGGGGAGAGAUGGGGGUGGCUGUUGUCUUCCUUCGCUCCUCCUAGUUCACUUUGGGCAUUUGUUUUGAAGUAGUGAUCAAAGGGAUUUGGAGAGUCUGGGGGGUCUGGAAAGGAAUGAAAACCUAGGAAACGGAGAGGAAGGACUCAGAGGAGCUGGUGCCUUGUGCCAGGAGACAUACAAGAUACAUCAAGUUGAGAUGGUACCCAGUUUCUUACUUGGGAUCGCAUACCUCUGCUCCCCGUUGACCGCUCUGAUCCUGGAUUUCAAUGCUAUCAGGGGCUCAGCUGAAGUAUCUAGUUCCAAGAAGGAUGCCCAGUGCCUGGCAGACAAAGACUGUCCGGCUGGGAAGUUCUGCCACAAGCCCUUGGAGGAGCUGCCCUUCUGCGCUGAUUGCCAUGGAUUGCGGAGAAGGUGCCAACGCAACACCAUGUGCUGCCCAGGGAUGCUUUGCAUAAAUGAAGUGUGCAGUCAGACUGAAAAGGUGACCCUGGUUGAAGAAAAGAAGUGUGAUAAGCAGGCUGGCUCGAGUUCAAAAGACGUACUCCAGUGCCCGGUUUCAGCAAGCCACAGCCUGAAGAAAGGAAAUACUCAAACGCCCAGCAACAGAGCUCGGGAGGGGGAGAGUUGCCUCCGCACGUCUGACUGUGCCCCAGGCCUCUGCUGUGCUCGCCAUUUCUGGGCCAAGAUCUGCAAGCCUGUUCUCGCGGAGGGUCAGGUGUGCUCCAGACGAGGCCAGAAGGACAGUGUUCAAGGACCCGAAAUCUUCCAGCGGUGUGACUGUGGCCCGGGGUUGUCUUGUCAACAGCACCCCACUGGUGCAUCCCAGCGAUCACGCUUACGAGUCUGCAGGAAAAACUGACGGACUUCUAGAGCAUUAUCAGUCAGAUAAUGUCCUAAUCCUCUGAAGUUAAUAUAAGCGAAAGAUGCAUUGAACGUGAUGGAAAAACUUAUUCCCGCACCAUAUAUCUUUGCACUCCUUUCACUGUUGCUGCUUUGUAGGGUAGACAAAUGGCUACCUUCAGAUAGCUUGUUACUCCCCCUAAUGUGUGUCUCAUUUUAGCUUUUGAUACUUGAACAGCAUCUAUUUAGUCAAGAGGAGACCCUGCAGUGUUGAUGUUUGUUUCUUGCUUAACUAAAAGUCCUAGUUUUGGCCUUUAAAACUCUACAGUCUGGGAUGAGGUGGCUCAAAAAUCUUCUCUUCCCAUACAAACAUCACUGGGAACGUUACUCUGCUUCAAAGGCUGUCUGUGUGGUCCCACCACUGAUGGAGUUUUGGUUGGUGAGGCAAGAGAGGGUGGCCAUUUUGAUGGUGGCACAUGGAUUAUGGAAUAAUCUACCAGAGAGGUGCAUUUGCUCACUUUUAAAACAGGUGGUUUGUAAGUUUUGACCUUGCCUAGUUUAAUGAUUUAUUAUGAAUUGCUCCCGUGUACUUUUGUUUAGUUUGGCACCUUAUAUCUGCAUUGCAGUGAGACAGGGUAGAAACUUAGUUUUAAAUAUCUAUGUUGGUAAAGAAACAUGACAAUAGAAACUUCCUUAUAGUGAUUGUGGUACAUGGCCAUGUCGCGUAAUCUGUGUGUGGCAAAGGAGACAAACAAGUGUAAUGCUGAAUGCAUUUGUUACUUAUGUGAAGCAACAUCACUUUUCUGUAAACACUGACUCUUUUCAUACAGAAUAAAAACACAAGUCUGCUUUACCAAACUGACCAAUAGGAAAAGAAAACAAGGGACAUAGUAUACCUUCUUGUAAGGUAAUCGAAGUGAAUUGACUGUAAUCCACUUACCUGUAAGAGAAAAGGGCAGUGCUAAGCCCCAUAUGAUGCUUUUGGUACCAUAUUUCCGUAACUUGCUAUGUCCUACUUGUUUUGUUUACAUCUCUUGAUGUCAGUGCUUGUCAUGAGUGAAAAAUAAUAAAAAUUAAAAAAUGGAAAAA
Rhineura floridana is the source of this 1995-nucleotide messenger RNA. It is a transcript of the gene DKK4, whose product is annotated as dickkopf WNT signaling pathway inhibitor 4. Gene Ontology annotation, biological process: multicellular organism development; negative regulation of canonical Wnt signaling pathway. NCBI's taxonomy places the organism in Eukaryota, Metazoa, Chordata, Lepidosauria, Squamata, Rhineuridae. Bases 263 to 925 code for a protein of 220 amino acids. The transcript has 5 exons. Gene Ontology annotation, cellular component: extracellular region. The record is from RefSeq and is a predicted model, not a curated record. Gene Ontology annotation, molecular function: co-receptor binding; receptor antagonist activity.